CGCUCCAUAUGUGUCCAACUACACAGUUUAGACAUCUUCCGCCAUUAUGAUUACCUGAGUCGUUGCUGACUUGGAGUUUCAGAAAUCGAACGCUGGAAACAAGCCGCACGGCUGCGUCCCUGACGGUUGCGUCAUAGGUUGGUGGAGCUGCCGCAACCCACGGCCGCAGCAUCCUCCGAGUUCGCGGGCAGAUAUUAUAUAAUCACCUUGCGCCUCGAGACCGGCUCGCCUCGGUCUCUCCUACCCCCGAUCGGCGAUGUCGAGGUUCGCAAGAGCAAGGCGGCUGCUGCCGCUCCUGGCCGUGGCCGGCGCAGCCGGUGGUACGCUCUACUACGUCUACCGCCCGCGGAACCUCCCCGGCUACGAGGGCCCCGUGGUCCCGCCCCCUAUAUUCGGCGCCGACGGCACCUUCAAGCUGCCACGCUUCCCCCGUGUGAAAUCGCGCGCUGAGCAGAUCGCCGAUCUCAAGAAGAGCGGCGCCGGGAACAAAGAGGAGGAAUACGACAUCCUGGUCAUUGGCGCCGGCGCCACCGGGUCAGGAGUCGCCCUCGACGCCGCCACGCGCGGGCUCAAAGUCGCCCUGGUCGAGCGCGGCGAUUUCAGCUGCGGCACCAGCAGCAAGAGCACCAAGCUGGUGCACGGCGGCGUGCGCUACCUCGAGAAGGCCGUCUGGAACCUGGAUUACGCCCAGUAUCAGCUCGUGAAGGAGGCGUUGAAAGAGCGGAAGUACUUCUUGCAGACGGCGCCGCAUCUGAGCAUGUGGCUUCCCAUAAUGCUGCCGCUGGACCGGUGGUGGAAGGUCCCCUAUUACUGGGCCGGCACCAAGUGCUACGACUUCCUCGCUGGAAGCGAGGGCAUAGAGAGCUCGUAUUUCUUGACUAAGAGCAGGGCUAUCGACGCUUUCCCUAUGCUCAAGCAGACGGACCUCGUCGGGGCGCUGGUCUACUACGACGGCGCGCACAACGACUCGAGGAUGAAUGUCUCGCUCGCCAUGACGGCAGCACUUUAUGGCGCCACCGUGGCGAACCACGUCGAGGUCACCGGGCUCCUGAAGGACGCCAACGGCAAGCUCUGCGGCGCCACUGCCAAGGACAACAUCGCGGAGAGAGAUGGGAAGCCGGCGGACAACUUCACCAUCAAGGCCAAGUGCAUCAUCAACUGCACCGGCCCCUUCACCGACGGCAUCCGGAAGAUGGAUGAUCCCAACUGCAAGGAGAUUGUCGCGCCCGCCAAGGGCGUGCAUAUCGUGCUCCCGGGCUACUACAGCCCCGGCAAGAUGGGCCUGAUCGACCCGUCAACCUCGGACGGGAGGGUCAUCUUCUUCCUGCCCUGGCAAGGCAACACCAUUGCCGGCACCACCGACGAGCCCGCAGAGAUCUCCAAGAACCCUUUGCCGGAUGAGAAGUCCAUCCAAUGGAUCCUCAACGAGAUCAGGCAUUACCUCUCUCCCGACAUUAACGUCCGCCGCGGGGAUGUCCUGGCAGCGUGGACAGGUAUCCGUCCUUUGGUCAAAGACCCCAAGGCCAAGAACACGGAAUCGCUCGUUCGCAACCACCUGGUCGACAUCUCCGAGUCCGGCCUCGUGACCUGCGCCGGCGGCAAGUGGACCACGUACCGGCAGAUGGCAGAGGAAUGCGUCGACGCGGCCAUCGCCGCGUUCAAGCUGCAACCCAAGCCGGUCACCAACGCGCCGCGCGUCAGCGGCACUGACGCUGUCGACGACGGCGCCAACCUCGACGGCUCGUGCCAGACGCACCGCGUGCGGCUGAUCGGCGCGCACGGCUGGAGCCGCACGCUCUUCAUCAACAUCAUCCAGCACUUCGGCGUCGAGACCGAGGUGGCCAAGCACCUGACCGAGAGCUACGGCGACCGCGCCUGGACGGUCGCCGCACUGUGCCGGCCGACCGACAAGCGCUUCCCCGCGCGCGGCGAGCGCAUCUCGCAGCUCUACCCCUUCGUCGACGGCGAGGUGCGCUACGCGGUGCGCCACGAGUACGCGCAGACGGCCGCGGACGUGCUGGCCCGCCGCAUGCGGCUGGCGUUCCUGAACGCCCAGGCCGCGCUCGAGGCGCUGCCCAAGGUCAUCGAUAUCAUGUCGCAGGAGCUGGGGUGGGACCGGCGCAGGCAGGAAGUCGAGUGGAAGGAUACGGUGGCCUUCCUCGAGUCCAUGGGCCUGCCCAAGCCCAUGCUCUCGGCGACGCGGAAACAGGUCGAGCAGGGCAAGCUCGACUUCAAGUCAUCGCUCGAGUACCGCAUGUACUCGCGGCACGACAAGCCGGUUGAAGACGAGGUCUAGGAGCCGGGCAGAUAGUCUCCAUCCAAAACUCAGUUGGCAUAGGUUUUGCGGCGUUUUGAUCUAGAUGGGCGUGGCUGGCUGCUGCAUG
Thermothielavioides terrestris NRRL 8126 is the source of this 2384-nucleotide messenger RNA. RefSeq lists its product as uncharacterized. The record is from RefSeq and is a predicted model, not a curated record. The coding region runs from base 257 to 2296 and encodes 679 amino acids. Gene Ontology annotation, molecular function: glycerol-3-phosphate dehydrogenase (quinone) activity. Gene Ontology annotation, biological process: glycerol-3-phosphate metabolic process. NCBI's taxonomy places the organism in Eukaryota, Fungi, Ascomycota, Sordariomycetes, Sordariales, Chaetomiaceae. The transcript is spliced from 2 exons. Gene Ontology annotation, cellular component: mitochondrion; glycerol-3-phosphate dehydrogenase (FAD) complex.